GGCAGCAGGAGUUGAAGGUGAGGAGGGUUGGGAUGCUAGAAUUGGUGGAGGGGUGGCGGGACCUUGUGCUGUAAGGGUUGUGGGGAGGAUGGAUAAUAAAGCACUUGGGGUGAAGGUGGGGCAGGGACACUUUCUGGAAGCCCACCCCACCUUUAAUAGGUCUGAGAAAAAGACCUAAGUGCCUGGAAUAGUAGGGAUAGGAGGAUGUGAUGCAGAAAUCAGGACAGAACAAACAGUGACAAAUGCAAUGUCAUUAGGUGGAGUGAUGUCCUGGUCACUGCAACAUGGUAUCAAUAGUCCCAGCCUGUGUGGGGGUGCAAUCUGCAAAAAAUGAAAAUAAGCAUCUUCUUCAAUUUUUACACUCAAGUGUACAGCUUGAUGAUUAUUUACAUAUGUACACAACUGUAUAAACACCACUCAGAGCAGAUAUAGAACAUUCUCCACAUCACAUAAAGCUGCCUCCUGCCUCUUCAUGUAGCCUCGAGUGGGAGACCUCUAUGCCAACUUCUUCAUCAUCAAUUGUGUCUGUUCUUGAACUCCAUCUCUCUGGAAUCCUAAAGCAUGCACUCUUUGGUCUGGCUUCUUUUCACGCAACAUAAUAUUGGAUGAACUCAUCCAUGUCAUUCUGUGUACCAAUAGUUCCUUUUCUUAUUGCUGGGUAGAUUCUAUCAUUAUAACCGUUCUACCGUUGAUGAGCACUUGGGUCAUUUUCAGGUUGGAACCAUUACAAAUAAAAGUAAUUACGCGCCCUCCCCUUUAAAAACCUACAUCUUAUUCUCUCUCCCUCUUGCUCAUAUACAGGCCCUCCCACAGGUGCGAAAGCAGCCCAGCCUCCUCUGGGAGGUCUCCCCUUGCCCCUCGAUACGAAUUUCCUCAUGGCUGGGGGAUGUGAGCUCUGGACUGGGAGCUGGGGUGGGAGCAGCGAUACCCUCUUCCUAAGACUCAUCCUCUCUUUCAGCCUCCUCGCCCUGGGCCGCGGGCGCCCUGAGCCUUCCUCACCCCGCAGGGGAGCUCGCCCGCGGCCCCCCAUGAGCGCUCCCGGCUGACCGGCGAGGGGGGCCGCGGUGGAGCCUGCGUGCCGCGGGGGCAGCGGGGCCAUGGCCUCGCUGGACCUGCCAUACCGCUGCCCCCGCUGCGGGGAGCACAAGCGCUUCCGGAGCCUGUCGUCGCUGCGCGCGCACCUGGAGUACAGCCACACCUACGAGACGCUCUACAUCCUCUCCAAGACCAACAGCAUCUGCGACGGCGCCGCCGCCGCCGCGGCCGCCGCCGCCGCCGCCUCGGGCUUCCCGCUGGCGCCCGAGCCCGCCGCCCUGCUGGCCGUGCCCGGCGCCCGGCGCGAGGUCUUCGAGAGCACGUCCUUCCAGGGCAAGGAGCAGGCGGCCGGGCCGUCCACUGCGGCGCCUCACCUGCUGCACCACCACCACCACCACGCGCCCCUCGCCCACUUCCCCGGAGACCUGGUGCCCGCCAGCCUGCCCUGCGAGGAGUUGGCCGAGCCGGGCCUCGUGCCCGCCGCCGCCGCGCGCUACGCGCUGCGCGAGAUCGAGAUCCCGCUGGGGGAGUUGUUCGCCCGCAAGUCCGUGGCGUCCUCGGCGUGCUCGACGCCGCCACCUGGGCCCGGCCCCGGCCCCUGUUCCGGGCCGGCCUCCGCCUCCCCCGCGUCCCCCUCACCGGCGGAUGUGGCCUAUGAAGAAGGCCUGGCGCGCCUCAAGAUCCGCGCGCUGGAGAAGCUGGAGGUGGACCGGCGGCUGGAGAGGCUGAGCGAGGAGGUGGAGCAGAAGAUCGCGGGCCAGGUGGGCCGGCUGCAGGCCGAGCUGGAGCGCAAGGCGGCUGAACUGGAGACCGCGCGGCAGGAGAGUGCGAGGCUCGGGCGCGAGAAGGAGGAGCUGGAAGAGCGCGCGUCUGAGCUCUCGCGCCAGGUGGACGUGAGCGUGGAGCUGCUGGCCUCGCUCAAGCAGGACCUGGUGCACAAGGAACAGGAGCUGAGUCGGAAGCAGCAGGAGGUGGUGCAGAUCGACCAGUUCCUGAAGGAGACAGCGGCGCGGGAGGCCAGUGCCAAGCUGCGGCUGCAGCAGUUCAUUGAGGAGCUCCUUGAGCGCGCUGACCGUGCCGAGCGGCAGCUGCAGGUCAUCAGCAGCAGCUGUGGCAGCACGCCCAGCGCCAGCCUGGGCCGUGGAGGUGGGGGAGGUGGCGCUGGCCCCAAUGCCCGGGGCCCAGGCAGAAUGCGAGAACACCACGCAGGCCCGGCCAUGCCUAGCACAUAUGCAGUGUCACGGCAUGGCUCCUCUCCCAGCACAGGGGCCUCCAGCCGUGUGCCAGCCGCAUCCCAGAGCUCAGGCUGCUAUGACAGUGACAGUCUGGAGCUGCCCAGACCAGAGGAGGGGGUCCCUGAGGACAGUGGCCCUGGGGGCUUGGGCGCACGGGCCCAGAAUGCCAAUGGGGGCCCAGAACGGUCCCAGGCCCCUCGCAGCUCAGGCCUGCGGCGCCAGGCCAUCCAGAACUGGCAGCGCAGACCCCGCCGACACAGCACCGAGGGGGAAGAGGGUGAUGUCUCUGACGUGGGCUCCCGAACCACUGAGUCAGAGGCUGAGGGCCCGUUGGAUGUGCCCCGCCCCGGGCCUGCUAUGGCUGGACCAUUGAGCAGCUGCCGGCUCUCAGCCCGCCCCGAGGGAGGCAGUGGGCGGGGUCGGCGAGCAGAGAGGGGCAGCCCCUCACGCUCCAACGAGGUCAUCAGCCCAGAGAUCCUGAAGAUGCGAGCCGCCCUCUUCUGCAUCUUCACCUACUUGGACACGCGCACACUGCUGCAUGCUGCCGAGGUCUGCCGGGACUGGCGCUUCGUGGCCCGCCACCCCGCAGUCUGGACAAGGGUGCUGCUUGAGAAUGCCCGUAUCUGCUCCAAGUUCCUGGCAAUGCUGGCUCAGUGGUGCACCCAGGCUCACUCUCUGACACUGCAGAACUUGAAGCCCCGGCAGCGGGGAAAGAAGGAGAGCAAGGAGGAGUAUGCCCGGAGUACCCGGGGCUGCCUGGAAGCUGGGCUGGAGUCCCUGCUGAAGGCAGCUGGGGGGAACCUGCUGAUCCUGCGCAUCUCCCACUGUCCAAACAUCCUCACCGACCGCUCGCUCUGGCUGGCCAGCUGCUACUGCCGCGCACUGCAGGCUGUCACCUACAGGAGUGCCACAGACCCUGUGGGCCACGAGGUCAUUUGGGCCCUGGGAGCAGGCUGCAGAGAGAUCGUCUCCCUCCAAGUGGCACCACUUCACCCCUGCCAGCAGCCCACGCGCUUCAGUAACCGCUGCCUGCAGAUGAUUGGUCGCUGUUGGCCCCACCUGCGGGCCCUGGGGGUCGGGGGUGCCGGCUGUGGGGUACAGGGCCUGGCAUCACUCGCGAGAAACUGCAUGCGGCUGCAGGUCCUGGAACUUGACCAUGUGUCAGAGAUCACCCAGGAGGUGGCGGCAGAGGUCUGCCGUGAAGGCUUGAAGGGACUGGAGAUGCUGGUGCUCACAGCCACCCCUGUCACCCCUAAGGCCCUGCUGCACUUCAACAGCAUCUGUCGGAACCUAAAGUCCAUUGUGGUCCAGAUUGGGAUUGCAGAUUAUUUCAAAGAACCCAGCAGCCCUGAGGCCCAGAAGCUGUUUGAAGACAUGGUGACAAAACUUCAGGCCCUACGACGGAGGCCCGGCUUCUCUAAAAUUCUGCACAUCAAGGUGGAAGGCGGCUGCUAACCCGGGUAGGGGGCGGCAGGGCCCCUGCCAGCCCCACACCAGGGCACUCUCUUUGGACCUCAGAGGGACCCUGGUUUGGACUAGACCUUUGGAGGCCACGUGUUAUCCCUGGCUUCCAGGGGAGACUGACAAGUCUCCUGUCGUCCUCCUGGAGCAGUGGAGCAACAGGCCUGACCCAGGGCACUGCCUCUCCAGUACAGGGGCUCGGACAGAAGCUUCCCUCUGACCCCAACCCUACCCUAGCUGGAGCAGCCUCUGGCACAGCCAGUGAGGAGCUGUCACCACCAGCAUCUGGUGUUAUCACCUGCAGGAUCUGCAAUAACCACCCAGUGGUUCCUCAGCUGUUCCGGCCGGCCUCUCCUUCCCGAGGCCCAGCCUCCUGGUCAGGAGCCUCUGGGGCCAAGGUCAGCGGGGGCUCCACAAGGCAGCUCAGACUUGGCAAGGAGGGCUCUUCUCCCCAACCCUGCCCCAGCUUCUGGGGGCACCCCAUUUAGACAGCCUGCCUAGGCUCUGGAUCUACAUUUUCUGGGGAUACUACAGGCAGACCUAGGGGCCUGGGCACAUGGUCAGCCAAAAGCUGGGGGCAGCAGUACAAUGGAGUGGUGGGGGUGGGUUUGGAAAGGAAACAGUCACCCAGAACUUCUCCCCAGGAUGAGACCACCCUUCCAAGGUGGGGGAUUGCCAGGGAGAGAAAACUUAUUUAUUGCUGUAAGACAAGACCCUUCCUCUCAGCCCCACACCCCACUGCACACCGGAGCUAAAUUCAGAGCUGAAAGGUGCAUGUUUCUAUACCUACACUCAUUCUGAGGGACCCUCCAGAGGGUCAGGGUCCCAGCCCCAGGCAGCCCUGUCACAGUGAGUAGUUCCUGUCCUCAAGGAAUUUCUAAUCCAGGUGCUUGGGCAGGAACCUGAUGGCCUUUGGGUCACCAGGGCUGUCUGGGAGGGAGGCACGGGGCCACCCUCUGUGCUGAGGCCUUGGAGGAAGCCAGGAUGAGGGUGGCUUGCUUUGCUUCCUUGUCUAAUUAGCUUGCUUGGAGAUGUGGCCUUGGCAGGGGGCCAGACCCAUGGGGCCAAGAAGAGGAAGAGCAUCCUCCAGACUCACUCCCCCUCCUCAGUCUCCACAGGACCGGCGGGCUGAGUGAGGGCUGCCUUGGAGUCUUCUGCCUAGGGGCAGUGCUGAACCUGGGCUGGAGCCACUUGGCUUAGAAGCCACAGGAUGCCAGUGGGGCUUUUCACCGGCCUUUGCAGUCCCCAAAGUAUCAGGUCUCAGCACCAAGGCUCCAAAGGCUCAGAUCUCCCCGGUUCCUCCUCUAAGUACUCCCGUAGUGGCUCAGAGGCUGGGGGUCCUGCCAACCUUCAUUUGGAAAGUUCUUUCAGACAUCUAAACUAGAUCUACCUUAGGGUUUCUUUCUCUCCUAGAUAGAAUCGGCUCCCAGCCCUAGCCAUUAGGCCUGGCUGGGGAUGGGGUCCCCUCAUUACCCAGUCCUUUCCAGGGACCAACUUCCUAACACAACCUAGCUUGGACAUGAAGACCCAGCCCUAGGUUACCUUGUAAAGAGUCCUCCAGAGCUGGGACCCCACAGGCUCAGCAGCACACCCAGCUCCCCUAGUGUCACUCCCUAGCUCUGUCCCAGCUCUUGCUAUCAUGGCUGACUUUUCCUCCCAUGGCUUGUUCUGUCCUUGCCCUUAACCUAAAAUACCAAGGGUGUUAUGCUGGCAACUCCCUGCCUAGUCCUGCACGAAGCCUUGGCUGUGUGUGGCACCCCCUGCUUCUACCCCAGAGCAGCUGGCUCCACUGGUUUCCUCCCUGCACCAGUCCUGUCCUCAGGGGUCAGGAAAAAGCAGCACAGCCGCCUUCUCCUCCAGAGGCCUGGAAGGGAGGUGGAGGUCCACUAAGGGCCUGGCUGCUUUGGGUUUGUUUGUCCUGCCUUGCCAACUGCACCCCUGUAAUUCCUGCUCCCUGUGACCCCAGAACCAGAGGUGCUGCCUUCCCUGUCUCCUGGACAAAGCACAAAGGGAUGCCCUGUUUGGCUUAAGCCUGCCCAACUGAGGGAUUUUCUCUGCCCCUGGGACCUUCCAUCCCUGAAUACAAGGCUCUGGGCAACUUCUGAGUGGUACACACUAGACUGCCUGGCAUCAGCCCUAGGAAAGGAGGUUGGGGUGUAUGGGCAAUGAGCUAGGGUGACAGAAGGGUGGUGCUGAAAGGUUACUGAUGCUAGUCAUAGUUUUAUUCACUCAUUCAUUCAUUCAUUCGUGCAAUAGUACUGAGCACCACCAGCACUAGAGACAGAAGGAUGAACAAGAUACCCUUCCGCCUGGGGGGACGUCCACUUCCCAUGAGUUUAGCGAUUUCCAGGAAAGCCCCUCAGUCCUCCGCCCUGUUCUGGCUAUGUGAAGGAUGUGUGAGAGCACAUAUUGCACAGGCCUAAGCCUUUGCAGCAGGAGUAAGAGGUCAGAGUAUCGCAUUGCACACGCACCCCCCGGGGCUGACAGGCCUGUGCACCCCAGCCUUCAUGCAUGCUGAGCACUGGCAGCUUUACAGCCCUUGCUCCCCACCAGCCCUUUGAUGCUCUUCUUUUGUUCUCUCCUGGGGGAUGAGCCCUGCUGCUGAGUAGGGAGCUUUUGCUUGCUGGGAGGCUCUAUGCAUUCAUUUCUUUGGCAACCAUACAGCUAAGGCUGAGGAUGGAAACAGGGACAGUGGGCCUGGCCAUCCCUAUAAGCACUUCAUCCAUCUUUACCCAUCCAAAGGGGAUCCCUCCACAUUUCAUACUCAGUAAGAUGCAAAAAAGAGGAAUAUCUGAGAACAAGCAGCCCUGCUCCAGGGGCCCCAGGUAUGUGUUGAGGCGCAGUAGAGGUGGCCACUUGGUGUUCCUACCACCCCCUGCCAUCUAGCCUGGCCCCAGUGCCUACCUUGGAGGCUGGUGUACUUGGCUUAAGUACUUCAUGCUUUAUUCAGGUUGCUUUCCCACAGCACUGGCAGAAAAUGAUGCAUAUAUAUGCAUCCUUGCGGGGAUAAAGAAUGGGUGGGCUGCCCAGAACCGUCGCCUUUCCCCAGCCAGGAGAGACCACCGAAGUAUCAGGGCAGCUCUUGCUUUCUUAGUCCUAUAAUACUAGAGUCUGAGCAAGCCCCUCAGGAAUUGCCUCAAAAGGAAAAAACAAAACAAAAAAGGCCUCCUUCCCAAGGCCUGCUACUCCAAGGUUUGGCUCCAUUCCUUGCCUUUGGGUCCUGCCUGUUACCCUGGUCCUGGUUUCUAAUCUUUUGGGCCACAGGUGGGGAGCAGUCUGGGCCCCAAUCCCUCUAAGGCGCUAAGCUGAAGGAGACCUUCCCAGAGUGACUAUUGGUGCCAAAGUCCGAGUUCCUGGUGGACUUGGGGUAAAAACAGGAGAGAUGGUGAGUGGGUGUAUGGCCCACGUGCCCAGAGAAGUUAACUCGAACCCAUGGGACCUGUCCCAGCCUGUCAGUCCCUGAUGAGUGUAACUUCCUUCCCCUGGGGGCCUGGCCCUUCUCUCUACCCCAGUGGCCAUGCUUUCUCACCCAGCUUUGUACCAGGCCUGCAUUUCUGUAUAUAUUGCUGUGUAUUGUGUGUAUGUAUGUAUUCCGGACAAGUGUUCAUUUGCAGCCCUUGCCUGAGGAUAAGGUUUAGGAUUGGGUAAAGAUCAGAGUACCAGGGCCAACAAAGGCAACUACUCCCUCCCCAACCCCUUGGGACCUCAGCCAGUCCCAAGGCUGCCCUGACAAUCAAGCAGGCUCCCCACCUUGAGGCCAAGUCUCCUCUGCCACUGCCAGCAUGGCCCAAGGGAGGCUUGGCCUUGGGCUUGCCCAGCCUCAGCUCUACCCUGGCAAGGGUCUUAUAUCCAGGGCAGAGGCCUGAGGUGACCCAGGCUUGCCUUGUGGCUGAUGCCAGCAGGCUUGGUUCUAGUGGGCACCACUGGUGGGGACCUCCAUAACUGGCCCCUAGGCCCUGCCUUCCUGCACAGCUAGGCUAUAAUGGGCCUGAGUGUGAGAGGGUAGCUUCCCCAGCCCCAAGCACAGGCAGAGGGGUGGAGAGCAAUUUUUGGUUUUAUUUUUGUUUCUGAAGUGGUGCCUGUACCUCCAGCCCCCAGGGGGCCUUCCCUGGCCACACUUCUCUGCCCUACCCAGGCAUCGCCAUCCCAGCACUUUGCUCCAUGUCACCCAUAAGAUGCCCUUUGCUGAAUGUACCUGAGCGUAUGUAUUUAAAAGGACUCACAUGGGCAUCAGAGAAUUUAUGACUCUGUAUCCAAUAAAAAAGGUGGUGAAACUGGUAUCUCUGCCACAGGGAAGUAAA
Cebus imitator (Panamanian white-faced capuchin) is the source of this 8032-nucleotide messenger RNA. RefSeq names its product F-box protein 41 (gene FBXO41). Lineage: Eukaryota; Metazoa; Chordata; Mammalia; Primates; Cebidae. The record is from RefSeq and is a predicted model, not a curated record. The coding region runs from base 1098 to 3725 and encodes 875 amino acids. Gene Ontology annotation, molecular function: protein binding. The transcript is spliced from 12 exons.